CAGUUCUUUCAUCAAGCAGCUGCCAUUUGCUCUUUCAGUACUCUUGUGUUUACCAAACAAAUUUCCAUUUCCAACUUCCAACUAUGGCUUGGGCUCUUGUAUCUGCUAUCAAGGACCAGCUUAGUUCUUUCAUUGCUUCAGAGUUCUUGUCAAUUGCAAAUUUCAAGGGAGAAGUCCAGAAGCUUGAAAGCAAAUUCCACACCAUCCAGGCAAUGCUCAACGAUGCAGAGAAACGGCAAGUGAAGGAGGAAGCUGUGAAGCUUUGGUUAGAUAAGCUCAAAGACGUAUCCUACCAGAUGGACGACGUGUUGGAUGAGUGGAACACUGCCAUGAUCAAAGCAGAGAUUGAGAAACAACAAAAAGAUGAUGCAGAAAAAGCUGAAACUAGCAGUGCUGCUAAGAAAAGGAAGGUAUGGCCGCUCAUCUCAGUUCCUACUCUUUUGCAGCAUCGUGAUAUUGCUCAUAAGAUAAAAGAACUUAAUGAAAAAUUAGAUGAGAUUGACAGAGAGGGAGAGGUGUACACGUUUGCAUUGACUAGGGGCAAUGAAGAAGUUGAGAGACCAAGAACGACUUCCUUUGUUGAUGUGUCUGAAAUUCUUGGUCGUGAUAAAGUUAGGGAUGAUCUAGUGAGCAUCCUAUUGGGCAAGGGUAGUGAAGAAGUAAGAAACCCCCAUGUCAUCUCUUUAGUGGGCAUGGGUGGUAUUGGAAAAACUACUCUUGCCCAACUAGCCUAUAAUGAUGAUGAGGUGAAGGCACAUUUUGAGAUAAAAGUGUGGGUUUGUGUUUCUGACCCUUUCAAUCAAGGCAAGGUUGCCAAGGAAAUUUUUGAAUCUAUUAAAUUUCAAUCCCCCAACAUGACUACUUUGCACAGUGAAACAAAAAUCUUUGAAUCUAUUGAAUCUCAAUCCCCCAACAUGACUGCAUUGCAAACUCUAUUGGAAGCAAUUUGUAAAGAAGUUGAGGGAAAGAAGUUCUUUCUUGUCUUAGAUGAUGUGUGGACUGAAGGCUCCACAAUGUGGGAGCCAUUUAGACUUGCACUCAAAUAUGCUGCCCAAGGCAGUAGAAUUCUAGUCACCACACGUAAAAGUAGAGUCGCGGAGAUGAUGGGAAGUGUGAGCAUAAUUAAUUUGGAGGUAUUGUCUAAAGAAGAUUGUUGGUUGGUGUUUAGUAAAAUAGCAUUUUUUGAUAGGGAUCCUAAGCAACGUGAGCAACUAGAAGACCUCGGCACGCAAAUAGUAGAAAAAUGCAAAGGUUUGCCACUUGCCGCUAAGACUCUAGGGAGUCUCAUGCAGUUCAAGAGAAGUAGAGAAGAAUGGAAGAGUAUUUUGGAUAACAAUUUUUGGGAAUUUGAAGAUGUAGAAAGAAGUCUUUAUGCACCGUUAUUAUUGAGUUAUUAUGAUUUAUCCUCACCAUUGAGACGGUGCUUCUCAUUUUGUGCUGUUUUUCCCAAAGAUUAUGUCUUUUCUAGCGAUGAAUUGGUAUUUAUGUGGAUGUCACAAGGAUAUAUCAAGCCGAAGGCAAAUAUGGAGAUAGAAAUCAUUGCUAGAGAGUACUUUGAAAAUUUAGCUAUACGAUCUUUCUUCCAAGAAUUUGAGAAAGAUGAAGAUGAUGACCAAAUAAUAAGGUGCAAAAUGCAUGACAUAGUGCAUGACUUUGCACAAUUAAUAUCAAAAAAUGAAUGCUUCACAAUCAAUAGUGACAUGGACUUGGGAGUAGAUUAUAAAAAUGCCCGUCAUCUGUGGUUAAAAAUUCCCAAAGAUAUCCAAUUUCUUGAGUCCAUUUGUAGUGCAAAAAAUUUACACACCCUCAUUUUUGUACUUGAAGGUGGUUAUAACUUAUUUACUUUAUCCCAGCAUUUUAGAUGUUUACGGGUAUUAACUUUGUAUUGUGGAUAUCAUAGUAUGUUAAUGGGACUUCCAGAUGCAGUGGGAAAUUUCAUACAUUUGAGGUAUCUCUAUUUAGUCAAUUAUUAUGGAGAUGCAUUGCCUGAAACCAUUUGUAAUCUUUGCAAUUUACAAAUUUUGCAUAUUAAAUUUGCUGGUGGGUUACUAAAAUUGCCACAAGGGAUGGAUAAAUUAAUUAACCUAAGACAUUUUAAGUUGGAUUGCAAAACCUAUAGGGAUCCAAAUAUAAAUUUUCCAAGAGGGUUUGGGAGAUUGACUUCUCUUAGAACAUUAAAGUAUUUCCACAUAAAUGGUGAGGAUGAUAGAUGUAAAUUGGGAGAAUUAAGAAAUUUGGACCACCUUAAAGGGACUCUUCAAAUAAAUGGGUUGGAGAACGUGGUAGAUCAAUGUGAGGCCACAAAUGCACAACUAAAGAAGAAGAUAAAUCUUCGUACUUUGAAGCUAUUGUUUCACCCAAACAAAUGGGAUUUUGAGGAAAUAACAAGGGGGAUGGAUGCAUUAGUUCUGAAUGCCUUAGAGCCACCUCCUAACUUGGAAGAUUUAAGCAUUCGUUACUACAAGGGACCGACAAUGUCUCCUUGGAUGGUGUCCUUGACCAAUUUGAAAAACCUUAAUUUUGAGUAUUUAUUUAUAGAGCAUUUUCCUCCUCUGGGGAAACUUCCGGUCCUCGAAUCAUUGAGAAUAGAGAGGAUUAAUAGAUUGAAAAAGUUAGGGGUUGAAUUUAUGGGAAUAGAAGAAUCUGAAAAGAAGGAGAAAGACGAUAUAUCAAUAACGCUAUUCCCAAAUUUGAUAUUUCUCGAAAUUUAUGAAUUAAUAGAGUGGGAAGAAUGGAAUGGGAUUGGAGGAGAAGAAGAAGAAGAAGAAGAAGACUGUACCAGAAGAUUCACUAUAAUGCCACGUCUUCAACAUUUGAGUAUCAGGAGUUGCCCAAAGUUAAAGUCGCUACCGAACUUCCUUCGUACAACUCCAUUACAGCAUUUGGAGAUCCAAAACUGUCAAAUUCUGGAGGAACGCUACAAAAGAGGGACAGGAGAGGAAUGGCCCAAGAUUUCCCACAUCCCUAACAUCAUGAUCGGUUACAAGUAUGUGCAAAGAGACAGUCGAGAGUAUAAAAUUGAUUCAUAUCUCAAGACUAAUUUGAAAUAACUCAUGGUUUACUGAGAGAAGGCUCAAAAAAUAAGAUGAAGAAAAAUCCUAUCAAAGAAUUUUUGGAUGAAAGAUGAUUUGUCAGUGUGGGCAAAGUUCUUUCUUGGCUUGAUUCAGAGAUGCAAGUCUAAUCCAAUCAUGGAUGCAAUGCAUAUUCAGGUUGCAGUUUUCUAGUUCCCCAAUGUGUCAAUGGUUGAAAGGUGCUGGUCUCUUCCCAAUCAUUGUUGUUGUGAGUUUAUUCAAUUUUACAAUGUUCAUAAAUUUAGCUACAAGUUCAGAUUUUUGGAUGAUGAUGGUGAGAAAUUAUUUGUGAUCGUGCAUGUGUCAGCAAAGUUUGACAACGGCUUGAUUCGGCAUUGCAAUUCUGAUCCAGUCAUGGUGUGAAGUACAGGACGCUCGUUACUAGUAGGAAAGAAGAAGAAACUACAUAUACCUUGGCUUUGUUAAUUGGAUCAUUUACUCCUCUACUGUGAGGGAUGUACAUUUGUCAUGAAUCAAAUUUUCAUGCAAGGAUGCCCAUUUGAGAAAGGGCCACAAAAGCAGGUCCUUUAUCAUUUUAUAAUGGAAGCAAGGAUGUGCAUCAUGGAACAUAUCAUGUGCAAUCCAUAUUAUAUGGAGGUAGAUGAAAGGUGAGCUAGGUAAUUGACCAAUUUUCAACUCAUAAUUUCUGGCCUUAUGUUUUAGGUUUGAAAUUUGUUUGCUAAUUUUCAUGGUUUAGUGUUAUACGUUUAGGAGAUUAAUGAAUGCAAAAGCAUGCGGAUUUCAUGUCUUAGUGAUUGAAGAGUUUCGUGUCAUGGAAGAGGGGGAAGAGUGCAAUGUUACCACCAAGAAUGGAGGGGAUGAGAUGAUAAAUUCUUGCUUUUCUUUUUACCAUUGCUAGUCGCCCAAUUUGGAAUGACAUUCAAAAAUGGAAAUACCUGAAUUAGUCACCAAUAUGAGCAAGGAAAAAAGAAGAAGAAGAAGAAGGCAAUGAAGCCAUAUUACUAUUGUUUGCUCUAUGCAAUUCAAUUUUGAUUCACCUAUAGAGGCAUGGAAGAAUGCAAAGUUGGGGAAGCAACCAGCAGUAGAUAUGAAGAUAUUACAUAUAUUUUGGAUCAAGUAACAAUCAUAGAACAACAUUCUUGUUUGGUAUAUUUCCUUCAAGAUGUAGGAAACCAUAUCAAGAGUACAAGUCUGAUUUAUUUGGCCUGUGGCUAAAAUCUAAAAUGAAGAUAUUGCUUAAACAAAAAAUUUGCUUCCUUACAUCAAUGCAAGUUUUAUUUAAUGGCAGUAGACAUAGCUUAAAAGCAGCUUUUGUGGUUUAUGAGAUUAUUUCUGAUGGACAAGGAAGAUAAGAUCAAUCUCAAAGAAGAAACCUCAUCAAGGACGUCAAGAAUUCAGUUGAGGAAGGAAAUGAACAUGAUCUUGACACCACCACUCACAAAGGAAAUCGAGGAAGAUGAUGCCUCCCAAAUAUAUUAUAUGAUCACAGAAGAAGCUCAUUAAUCUAGUGGCCAGCGAGUAUUUGAAGUUAUAAGCAUGGAGAAUGGUGUAGUGCGCUACUGUGUUGAGUUUUACAGUGAUGAAGAUCUUUGACCUCAGAUUUCAUAUAUUGAGGCCUUAAUGUCAUCUAUUUUCUCCUCAACAUCACGGUUAUUAUGUUAAAGAUAUCAAAUUAUAGUAUUUAGGGAAGUAUAUUUUGUGCUCAAGCAAAUUCUCACGCAUGGAUACACUUUCGAGAAAGGCCUACAGAAGAAACUCCUUCAGUUCAUUGUGGCAAUAAAGCUUGCCUAUUGUAUGACACAUGAAAGGUUUAAAAGUUUGAAUCUAGAUGCAAGUAGACUUCUUGACUUAGUGAUGUGUUUCUAGUCAAUGAAGAUGGCGACAAUUUGAUAAGUACUUCCUAUUUGUUGCAAUCCGUAGUUGCCCAUUGUGAAAAGGACACCAUAAAGACUGGAGAGGAGAAGAUAGGACGAGUCCAAAAAUUACUGAUGUAGGCACUUAAAUGUUAAUUCUUCUAUAGGGAUUUUUGUGAAAAGCUGUGUUAUGACUUCAAAGAUGCUGGUAAUACUACAAGUCAGACCUUGGUGCAAUGGAAAGUGUACUCUGCUUAAACAAUGUGUGGUUGGGGUGAAAGCAGGAGCCUUGUGCAUUGGUGACAACAAUUCUAUGAAGAUUGAAGUAUUUGUUACAUGGAAGUGCAUGAAGAACACAAGUUUUCCAUAAGACAAGAAGAAGCGAUAAAAUACCUUGGCUUUGUUAGCAGGCUUUGACUUAGAUUUUCUUCUUGACCACUUACAUGGGGUAGCCCGGUUGAUGUUCAGUGAAAGGGCUAAAGCUAUGCUUGUGGCUUUGGAGGUUAGGAUUGCUGACUUGAAGAAGCUGUUGGGGCUGCUGGAGUGAAAUAUUUCGUUACAUGGAAGUGUGUGAAGUACAUGAGGUGACCAUAAGACAAGAAGAAGCGACAAAUUACCUUGGCUUUGUUAGUUGGAUUAAUCUUCUACUGGAAG
Molecule: messenger RNA, 5539 nt
Organism: Quercus robur (English oak)
Lineage: Eukaryota; Viridiplantae; Streptophyta; Magnoliopsida; Fagales; Fagaceae
Product: putative disease resistance protein RGA3
Exons: 15
Coding region: 84-3050 (988 amino acids)
Biological process (GO): defense response to other organism
Molecular function (GO): ADP binding
Source: RefSeq, a predicted model, not a curated record